This is a messenger RNA of Ambispora gerdemannii, 2082 nucleotides long. NCBI's taxonomy places the organism in Eukaryota, Fungi, Glomeromycota, Glomeromycetes, Archaeosporales, Ambisporaceae. The record is from the annotation of a GenBank genome assembly.
AUGUCCACCGUCAGAACUAAUAAAACAAAUGGCACCGCUUUCGAAAAGAAAUUUGAAGGUUGGGAAACGGACUUGGAUCCCGAAAGUCUCAGCCUCAUUUCCGUCCUAAAUUUUCGUCGAGGAAAAGAUGACUUCUCUUUCGAUAAGCACACCGAACAUUUAACGAUAUCCAAGUUCUUGUCAUACGUCACAACGAACACAGCAGACGAAAGGUGGAGGAUAUCUACUUCCGUUCUUAAUAAAACUCUAAGGGCAAUGACCUGGUUACGCAUCGGGCUAGGAAUGGGUUAUUAUAUCCGGUGGGCUUCUUCCAAAUCUGUAUGGGGUUGGGCUAUUAUGUCGAAACAACCACCUAAGUGGCCUGAGCCUGAAUAUAUUUUUCAACUUCUGUUUCUACUCAACUCUUACAUUUCUCUUAAGGAUCAAGCACAAACUGAAAAUGUUAAAGCGUUCUGGCUGGAGGUUGAUCUGGAAAUAUCUCAGAAAUUGUCAAAUGCGAUUCUGGAGAAGAAGAAAACUGAACUAAAGCAGAAGGACAUGGAUAUAAAACUAACAAGGGCAUGUCCUCUAGUUGGUGAUGUCGAUGGCGAAAAAGAUGAAAAUGAUGGUUAUCACACUGAAGGGAACGAGAAAGAACGAUCAUCAUUUUCAGUAGAGAAAAGCACUGGUUCAAGACAAGCUCAUAAUAAUUCGAAACGGAAAUUGGGCAAUCAAUCGGAUUAUACAGAUUACGAAGGGUUGGCACUCUUGUUCGACGAAUCAAACGAAGAAGCCCUUAUGGAAAGUAUUGACGAGAAAACUCUUGCUGAAGAGGACAAAUUACCAUUAAUGAGAGAAAAGGGUCGAUCACAAUAUAUGCGUGAAGACGUGGUGGAAGCUUUCCGAAAAUAUCAAAGCAGAAUUCCCAAAACCCGCCAAGCAUAUACCUUAUACGGAUGCAAGGAAUUUACUGAAGAUGAUUUACAGCAAUUAUCUCAGGAUUUUGCUGACCACAUAAAGUGGAAACCCGACUCUGUCACAAAGAAUGUCGGAGAUUACUUUGACAGUAAUUGUGAAAAGGUUGAUAAUGAUCAAGAACUCAGAAAAUUUGAUAGACACGUUCAGUUUAUGAAAGCUAAUAUGAAUUCGUUUCAACAAAUGCUUCCUGAGGAACAACUAAAAAUGACGUCAUCCUUUCCACUAUUCCAUGGGGCAUUCAAUUCAAGUCGUAUUAAGGAUGUCUGGGGAGAAACUCAGGCUCUUUCGACAAAUGACGCGCGAAAUGAAAAAGCUAAUCCGUUUAAGAAAGCACGCAUGGGAAGGAAAGUAGAUAUGAAAGCAACCUUAGUCAUGACAUCAAAUAAAUUCGAGGUUAUUUACGGGGAAGUUGCGGGCGGUUUAGGACCAUUAGGAAUUCCCAUGGCUUGUCGAAAAAAGCGGUUUUUGGACAAAUUUACGGCUGGCUCCAAGUCGGUAGGUCUGGAAUUAAAUUUCUACGCGAUGGACUGGUCAGGAUCUGGAAUUUAUAGAUUUGGGUUAAUAGAUAGAUGCAGGAUACCUGCGGAUGAAGACGAUUGCUUUAUGUUGGAAGACGCAUACUGUAUACUUAAAUCAUUAGAGAAUAAAUCGCUUGAGACAGAGACUACAGUGAAACAACUGUUUUCAGAAAAUACGAAGGGUAAAAGACGCCGAAUUGCACCUGAGACUGAAGCAGAACUGAACAAGAAUCGCACUCCACUAGUCGAGGAAUUAGAGCAAAAGAAUAAAGAGCUUGAGGCUAGGCUUGCAGUAGUGGAACAGAGUUCUGUAGUAGUGGAUGGACAACCACAGAAUGACUCACGGAGUGAGGAUGCUAAGGCAUCUAAGGAAGUGAUACCAGAGAUAGUGACGGUUGUUAUCGUACCCAAUUCUCAAGUAGUUCGGCUUGAACAUUAUAAGCCUAAUUCAUAUAUAGAAGAGACUGGACUUGAUCCUUUGAUAAAGUUUAAAACUUCUAAAUUCCCACAAAGUGAAAAUGCUGAUAAUUAUAUCCUAAAGGACAGUUCGUUGGAAACUCAGGGGAGAGUAUCACAGAUAAAUGUUCUAUCUAUAUUACCUAAAUAA